Messenger RNA from Cornus florida, 1799 nucleotides. RefSeq lists its product as uncharacterized. Lineage: Eukaryota; Viridiplantae; Streptophyta; Magnoliopsida; Cornales; Cornaceae. Bases 706 to 1674 code for a protein of 322 amino acids. The transcript has a single exon. Gene Ontology annotation, cellular component: membrane. The record is from RefSeq and is a predicted model, not a curated record.
AAUAAAUUUUACGGGCGGUGGCCCAUGCUCUAGCGAGUCUGUCGCGUGUUGACAUGGAGGAGGAUUUGGUGCUCCAUUAAGUUCCUCCUUCCAUCGAUCAACUUUUUUGGCAGCUGAUGCUGCUGGUUUAGUUUGAGGGCCGGGUUGUUUUGUGUUUGUUGGCAAAAAAAAAAAAAAAAAAAAAAAAAAUUUCCUCCUGAUUUUCAUUAAAAACAUAUUCUAAUCUGUAAAUCCGCAGACCUAGAUUUGUUGGCCACUACUACUUUUUUUUUUUUUUUUAAGUCUCUUUCAGGGCAUUUUGGAGCGUAUCCAAAAUAAAAAAAUAAAAAAAGUGUCCCUAUUAAUGUGGGGUUGGUAUCUUAAUUUUCUGAAAAAGGUAUAUAUAUUAGGUGCAUUUAAGUCCAAAAAAAAAAAAAAAAAAUUGGAAUUGUAAUUCCUCCACAUUUCUCCCAGAUUCAUCCUCCUCCUCAUGAUUCUCUCAUAAUCAACCUGAUUCUAUCCUUCUACCCAGCUUUUGAUCCUCCCAACCCCAACCCACAAAAAUCUACAUUAAAACCCAAAUGGGUCCAAGACAAUAGUCCUACAAAUUUCAAAGUCAAUGCCCCCCCCUUCAGAUCUGACAUCUGUGCUAAUUUUCAGUUCUUUUAUCAACCCAGAAAAAUCUACAUUGUUCACUCCUCUUCAGACCCAAAUUCAAUCUGAUUCAUGCAAAUAAAAAAUCACUUCAAAAACAUUGGUACAAUGAGCUCUAUGCCUCUUCUCACCUUUCUCCAUAUAGUUCUGUAUUUGCAAAUGCUGAGUGCUCAGUCACCUGAACUCUCAGCCAGAGCACUUGAUUCACUGCUUCAAGGCUAUGCUUUCAAGGCCUUUUCCAGGCCAAGAACCGGCGUUCCUUACAAUGCCGGCGUCCCGGACAGCUUAACCGGAAUCAAGGUCUCGGCAUUGAGGCUGAGGAGUGGCAGCUUGAUGAGAAGAGGAUUCAAUGGUUACAGGGAAUUUGAAAUCCCAAUUGGUGUUGUUGAGCAGCCUUAUGUGGAGAGGCUUGUUUUGGUGUACCACAAUUUGGGGAAUUGGUCUUCCUUGUACUACCCUUUGCCUGGGUAUGCCUAUCUAGCCCCUGUUUUGGGGCUGUUGGCUUACAAUGCAUCUGAUUUAUCUGAUUCAGAUCUCCCUGAAUUGGACAUCAGAGCGUCGAAAAAGCCCAUUUUGAUCGGGUUUGGGAAUGUGGAACUAGCACCAAUUUGGUUGGUGCCAAUGUGUGUUUAUUUUGGAUUGGAUGGUUCAGUGGAGUUCAACAAUGUACUAAGUGGAAAUGUGUGUUCAACUUCUAAACAAGGCCAUUUUGCUAUUGUUGUGGAGUCUAAUGCUCCUCCGCCAAUGCCUGCCGGAGGAAAUCCACCACCUAGCGGCGGCGGUGGAGGUGGUGGUGGUGGUGGUGGUGAGAAGGAUGAGUAUAAGGUGUGGAUAAUUGUUGGGGUUUUGGGGGUAGUGCUGGUGUUGGGUAUGGUAGGUGUUUGUGUAAGGAGGUGCAGGCACAGGAAAAGGAUACAAACUAUGGAAAAACAGGCAGAAGGGAGUGUGCCCUUGCAAACAACCACUGUUGGGAAUUCUAGGGCACCGACGGCUACGGCGACUCGGACAAAACCAUUGUUGGAGAAUGAACUUGUGCCUUAGUGAAUUAGUCUCUUGUUGGCUGCAAAGAUUUUUCCAUACUCAAUACAAAUUCAUUCUCAUUUUUAAUUUUUCUUUCUGACUAUUGUAGUGUGUCCAUAUCUUUUGUGAUAGUCCCCAAUUGUUGU